Maudiozyma saulgeensis is the source of this 681-nucleotide messenger RNA. The record is from the annotation of a GenBank genome assembly. NCBI's taxonomy places the organism in Eukaryota, Fungi, Ascomycota, Saccharomycetes, Saccharomycetales, Saccharomycetaceae.
AUGCAGUGUGUGGAUAAGAUAUGUUCUGAGUAUAAAGUGGUGCUCGCUAGCUCCUCACCAAGACGAUAUGAGAUUAUGCAUGACAAUAUGGGCUUCAAUGAUCUUCUUAUCAUGAAGCCUACAUUUGAGGAGGAUUUGGAUAAAUCACUAUACAUAAAUAAUCCAAUUCAGUAUGUCGUGGAUACUUCUUAUGGUAAAGCUCAAAGUAUCUUGGUUGACUUGCAGAAUGUGAAAGAAAAAAGAUUGGUUGUAUGUGCCGAUACUAUUGUCCUUGAUUGGGAUAAUAUCAUAUAUGAGAAACCAGGUACCGCUGAAAGACAAUUAGAAAAUUUGAAACGUUUCUGUUAUGAAUCCGAGAAACCAUUAAAAGUGGUCACUGCGGUGACAAUAAUUGAAUGGGACCCUAAUGGGGUCGAUCAUGGUGAUAAUGAUACUAAUAAUAAAUUAGCCAACCAACAAAUACGCCAAUUCCAUGAAAUAUCAAACGUUUAUUUCGAUUCAAAAAUAUCUGAACAAGUCAUUCAAGAUUAUGUUAAUAGUGAGGAUGGACUACAAGUAGCAGGUGGAUUUAAAGUUCAAGGUUAUUCAGGUAUCCUAAUUAAUCGAAUUGAAGGAGAUUAUUAUAAUAUUGUUGGUCUACCAUUGAAUCGUACUUUCAAAGAGUUAUUGUCAUAUGUAUAA